Messenger RNA from Penicillium subrubescens, 1449 nucleotides. RefSeq names its product isoaspartyl peptidase/L-asparaginase. NCBI's taxonomy places the organism in Eukaryota, Fungi, Ascomycota, Eurotiomycetes, Eurotiales, Aspergillaceae. The record is from RefSeq and is a predicted model, not a curated record. Bases 1 to 1449 code for a protein of 482 amino acids. Gene Ontology annotation, molecular function: hydrolase activity. The transcript has a single exon.
AUGUCCCAUAUUCCGGCAACUUUCAAGCCUGCGCUCAUCCUCCAUGGAGGUGCUGGUAAUAUCCAACGCGCUAAGCUCCCGCCAGAUCUCUACGCCAAACAUCACGCCUCCCUCCAGUCCUACCUCCACUCGACCCAUACCCUCCUCAAAGAGGGUGCCUCCGCUCUCGAUGCCGCCGUCCACGCCGUAUCCCUCAUGGAAGAUGACGAACUUUUCAAUUGCGGACGUGGCAGCGUCUUCACUACAGCGGGCACAAUCGAAAUGGAGGCUUCCAUCAUGGUUACAACGGUCCAAGACCCCGAUCAGAACCGACCCGGCGAAAUGAAGAAAGCUGCAGCUGUCAUGAACGUCAGGAACGUGCGACAUCCAAUCCAACUCGCGCGGGAGUCCCUCUUACGAACCGGCUAUACACCCGAUGGGAAACCCAAGCACGGCGGUGGUAGUAUGCACCCCCAGCUGGCCGGGCCUCAUGUUGAGACUCUUGCUCGAGAGUGGGGUCUUGAAUUCAAGCCUGACGAAUGGUUCUGGACACAGCGUCGCUGGGAUGAGCAUCGGCGUGGACUUGAAGGGAAAGAAGAACCUAUAUCUUUGAGUCAGGGUACAGUUGGAUGUGUCUGUCUUGAUCAAUGGGGCAAUUUGGCUGUUGCUACUAGCACUGGCGGGAAGACGAAUAAACUUCCCGGUCGCAUUGGGGAUACCCCAACUCUUGGUGCAGGGUUUUGGGCUGAUGCCUGGGAUGCAAGUUUCCCGGGGCACCCAAUUACUCCAGAGGCCGCGUCUACUAUAGCCUCGAACGGAAAGGCCGGUGUACCAAAUCCCUCGGUCUUGUGUAUCGGCGACCGUCAAACCGGCUCCAUUGCUAGCAAACCUGACUUCUGGGCGGACCUGAAAGAUAGCUUGCGGAGCUGCCUGUCUCCACGUCCCAAAAGUCAGAGCCCUGACCCUCCAGCCUAUUCACCUCGCCCAUCUAGCACACAUGCAAGUACGUUACGUCAGGCACCAGAAAAGCCAUUCCACAUGCAGCAUUCUUGCCGCGAGUUCAUUCAAGACAUAAACACAACUAGCCCAAGAAAAGCCAUCGCCAUCUCCGGCACUGGAGAUGGUGACGCGUUUCUCCGACUAGCAGCCGCACACUCCGUUGCCUCGCUAUCUCGGCUGCAAAGCCUCUCCCUCGGCCAGGCUGUCAAGUCCGUGGCUGGUCCUCAAGGUGCACUGCAGAAAUCUGCUGGGCCUCGAUGGGGAGUCACGGGUGAAGGCGAGGGCGGGUUUAUUGGGAUUGAGGUUGACACAGCGUGUGCUGUUUGUUCGACUGGGAGGCGGGGAAAGCUACGCCGGGGCAAUGUGAUCUUUGACUUUAAUUGUGGUGGGAUGUGGCGUGCCUGGGUUGAGCGUGGUCGGGAUGGAGAGGACGUUGAGAGGAUUAUGGUCUUUAGGGAGGAGUAUGAAUAG